Molecule: messenger RNA, 2898 nt
Organism: Leptosia nina
Lineage: Eukaryota; Metazoa; Arthropoda; Insecta; Lepidoptera; Pieridae
Source: the annotation of a GenBank genome assembly
AUGGAAGGGCAAUUAUACCUUAAAACCAGUGAAACCAAUCUUGGUGUCAUAAGACAAUUAUUCCUUUCAGCGACGAAGCCAGCUAUAAUGGCUGAAACAAUGGAUCCCUUAGCACCAAGUGUAAACAAUUCUAGCCUUACUCCGAGCCUUAUGAAUAAAUUAAGAAUGAGAUUCAGCAGCGGGUCUACGCCAAGACCAUUGGGGGAUGGAUAUGUGGAAUUUGGUGAAUUCAGAUCGCAGGCCCCUGGUAUUAAAAAGGUGGGCACUUUUGCCGGAGUAUUCUGUCCUGUGGUGUUAUCAAUGUUCAGUGCACUAAUUUUUAUACGAAUGGGCUAUUUGGUAGGUAAUGCCGGAACUCUAGUCACAUUAGCACAAUUCGGUAUGGCUUACUUGAUAGUUGGGUUUACUGUGAUGUCUAUCUGUGCUAUAUCUACUAAUGGUGCUGUGGAAGGAGGGGGGGUGUACUUUAUGAUAAGCAGAACAUUGGGUCCCGAGUUCGGUGGGGCAAUAGGGACGUUGUUUUUCUUUGCAAAUGUCGUCUCUAGCGCCCUCUGUAUCUCAGCGUGUACUGAAGCUCUUGUAGAAAAUUUCGGUCCGAAUGGUUACCUGGUCGGCGACAGCCCGGGUCUUCCGAAUGGCGAAUGGUACAGGUUCUUGUAUCGAUCAGUGUUAAACACUGUCGGCUUGAGCGUGUCCUUGGCUGGUGCCUCACUCUUCGCUAGAACCAGCCUCGCCAUUUGGGUCACGAUGGUGGUGUGCCUGGCCAGCGCUUUCUUGAGUUUCUUCAUAACAGCUCCUGGAAAUAUCGAAAGACCAGCCACAAAUCAGCUGGUGAAUAUCACCUCUUUUAAGUACACGGGCUUAAGCAUAUCUACGUUCUAUGAGAAUUUAUACCCGAAGUACGGCAGAGACUACAGUACUGAAGAUGGAGACUUGGUCGAUUUCGCGUCUGUUUUUGGAGUUUUGUUCACUGGGGUGACUGGCGUUAUGGCUGGGGCUAAUAUGAGCGGUGAAUUAAAAUCUCCCUCCCGCAGCAUCCCUCUAGGUACACUGACUGCGUUGCUGUUCACUGGGCUUUCGUACGUUGCGCUUACAUUCCUCACAGCGGCGACGUGCUCUAGAGACUUGUUGCAGAAUAACUAUGUGUAUCUGUUGCCAAUUAACAUCUGGUCUCCGUUCAUUGCUGUUGGUAUGUUGACAGCGACGUUUUCAGCCGGCCUCUCAAAUCUUAUUGGUGCUUCCAGGGUUCUAGAAGCUUUGGCAAAGGAUAAUAUAUUCGGUUUCAUUCUCCGUCCGAUGGUAACUCGUUCUGGGAACCCGGUGCUAGCUGUGAUUAUGUCGUGGUUCUUGGUGCAAAUUGGUAUCAUAUCUGGGUCACUGAACGAUAUUGCUCAGGUGAAUUCAGUUCUCUUUAUGACAAGUUAUUUUGCUAUAAACCUUGCCUGCCUCGGACUGGAUCUUGCGUCUGCGCCUAACUUCAGGCCAACCUUCAAACACUUCUCAUGGUUAACUUCCUUACUUGGUCUGGUCGGAUGUGCUGCACUAAUAUUCGGUUUAAGACCAGCGUAUGCUUGUGGUGUGGCGUUGGCCUGUUGCUCUCUAGUGGUGGCUCUCCAUUUCCUUUCACCAGCCGCCUCGGAACCUAAAUGGGGCAGCCUCAGCCAGGCUCUGAUCUUCCAUCAGGUUCGAAAAUACCUUCUCCUGUUAGAUCCUCGGAGGGAACACGUGAAAUUUUGGAGGCCACAAAUGUUGCUUCUCAUAUCAUCUCCGCGUCAAGCAGCUCCACUUAUUGAUUUUGUCAAUGACCAGAAAAAGGGUGGAUUAUUCGUAUUAGGUCAUGUGAGAGUUGGUGAACUAGAUGGUAGCGGAGACCCACUAGCAUCUGAACACAAAUAUUGGCUGAAACUCAUUGAUCAUCUAAAGGUAAAAGCAUUUGUGGAGCUUUGCUUAGCUGAAUCAGUGCGCAGUGGUGCUGCACAGCUUACUCGGCUAGCUGGGCUCGGCGCUAUGAAACCAGAUACCGUGCUCUUGGGCUUCCGAGACACAGCCACCCCAAAGGACUUCUUUAGAGACCCAACGUCGCCGUAUAAAACGGAACAAUUCGACCUGGAUUCGGGUGAAAUUAUAUUCCCGACACGUACAACGGUGUCCACCCGGAUAUCCGCCUCUGAGUAUGUCCGGAUACUGACGGAUGUGCUGUGCGUCAACAAGAACCUCUGCCUCUGCAGGAACUUUCAUACACUGGACAUGGCGGCUGUUGAGAGACGGUCGUCAAACCUGAAAUUUAUCGACGUGUGGCUGGUGGAGCUGCUGACCCCAUCUCGGGAGGAGGCGUUCAGUGUGCGGGCGCUGUUCGCGUUGCAGCUCGCUGCUGUCGUUCGUUCGGCCAGAGGUUGGCAACAUUUGAGACUGCGAGUCCAUGUCGUGGACGCUACGCCGCUUUACGCUGAUCUAUACCUUGCAGAAUAUGACAGUAUGGAAAGUGCGGUAGAGAGAAGUAACCCGUCUCUAUCUCCCGGAAGACCAGUUCACGAAAGAUUGGAGGAACUACUGAAGCUGCUGAGAAUCAGUGCAACUACACAUACGGUCCCCGAAUGGCCGGCGAUAGAAGACUUUGGACAAUGGUCGGAAGCCAGCUACGAAACUGGUAGUACCUUCAGUAGGGUGCCUAAAAGUUAUUUACAGAGGGUGAACGCAAUAAUAAGGAACCGCUGCAAUGACGGCACAGCAGUGACCUUCGUCCAGUUACCUCAGCCGCCCAAGCUACCGCCCCGCGCCAGCAACGCUGACGAAUCUCUUUGUGAACAGUAUCUUAGCGUGCUAGAUGACUUCACCAAGGACUUGUCACCGACGAUUCUAGUACGCGGACUCAAAUCGGUUACGUCCACUGCCUUAUAA